ACCGGGGUUUAUGUAAUGUGAGUCCGAAGCCCGGAGGCGAUCAUUUAUGAAUACCUUGUGGAAUAUUUUAAACUAGAGACAAGCAGGCAGGCAGGUUAGCAUUAAAGACCAUGACAAGGCACUAUACUAUUUUGCAUAACCGUUUAUACCUCUGCAUUUCAUAUGAGAACAUUUUUAGUAAAUGUUUACUUACCCACACAACAUAAUUGCGAAAAUAGACAAGACAACUAUUGCGACACAACAUAACGCUAAUAUGGUUUGUUAACUCUAUUACGCAGCCGUAUUGAAACGACUCGUCAAAAUGCGGAAAUGCAUUUUCAUCAAUAACUUUUCCCUACGAUCGGUUAGUAGGCGAGUUUCUCGGUUUGAUGUGUAAACAAGAAACGGUCUCACCACAACCGGCGAAGCCACAGUCCGUAACGUACGUGGCCGACCGUAGUACCAACGUGUGUAGAAAUUCAUUUUAUUGUGCUCUGUUUUCCGACUUGUCAAUAAAUUGUAAAAGAAAGUGUUUGUGUUCGCGCGAUUUCGCGCCUAAAUUCUGUGACAGUGACAUUUUUUUGUGAUUAUCUGUGACAUUUUUUUAAUCCUUUGAUCGGAUUUUCGAAAUAUGGCAAACCCACCAGAAUUACGGACGGAGAGAGUGAAGCAAAUGUUCAGUUGGACUACGGCGGGAGAGACCUCGCCUCCGUCGCCGAUGGGCGACGCGAAGGAGUCCAAGAUGAGCCAGAUACAGUUCUCACCGCCUUUCGAAAAACAAGAGAACUCGGUAUGGCAGAAACGUCAGCAGGCUGUGUGUGUGCGGCACGCGUUCAAGCAUUAUGGCUCCAAGAAACGACCGAACCACGUGCUCAGUAACCUCAACAUGACAGUCGCUAAGGGCACAAUAUACGGUCUUCUAGGAGCGUCAGGGUGCGGUAAGACCACGCUGCUCUCGUGCAUCGUGGGCAGACGGAAACUGAACAGCGGAGAGAUAUGGGUGCUGGGAGGCAAACCGGGCACCAAGGGUUCAGGAGUUCCCGGCAAGCGUGUAGGCUACAUGCCUCAAGAGAUCGCUUUGUACGGAGAGUUCACCAUCCGGGAGACUAUGAUGUACUUCGGUUGGAUCUUCGGCAUGGAGACCAGGGAGAUUGUGGAGCGUCUGCGGUUCCUUCUCGACUUUCUCGACCUGCCCAGCGAGAAUAGAAUGGUUAAGAACCUCAGUGGAGGUCAACAACGUCGUGUCUCGUUCGCGGUGGCUCUCAUGCACGACCCCGAGCUCCUGAUCCUGGACGAGCCGACGGUGGGCGUGGACCCGCUGCUCCGUCAGUCCAUCUGGACCCACCUGGUGCGCAUCACCAGCUCCGGAGACAAGACUGUCAUCAUCACCACGCAUUACAUCGAAGAGGCGCGGCAGGCGCAUUGCAUCGGUCUGAUGCGGAGUGGUCGUCUGCUGGCCGAGGAGUCUCCUCAGGCGCUGCUGCAGAUGUACAGCUGUAUCUCACUAGAAGAUGUCUUCCUAAAGCUGUCCAGGAAACAAGGAUCAGAAACGCAACCCACACCGCAGCAGUCCAAUCAGUUAACUACUGCACCACACGGCUCAGCCAACGGUCAAGCGAAUCAAGUGGUGGAGCUGAAUGUAACUGGUGGUGCGCUCGGUCUGAACAAGAUGUCGAAGAGGGAGGAGGCGCCGUACGCGGCCGAGGAUGCGCAGGUGGUGGGGUUGGUGUUCCACCAGAGCAAGGAGGUGCUCAUCGUGGACCACGGGGCUGGCUCUAAUGGCGACAUUCCUGGCAAAGUGACCGACGUGACUCCUGAGUGCGAGGACUGUGGAAGCUGUCUCAAUUUCACAUCUCGCGGUAAGAUAAAGGCGCUGAUCCAGAAGAACUUCCUUCGUAUGUGGCGUAACAUCGGCGUGAUGCUGUUCAUCUUCGUGCUGCCUGUGAUGCAGGUCAUCCUGUUCUGUCUGGCUAUAGGACGCGACCCGAGCGGCUUGAGACUGGCGGUAGUUAACGACGACGUACGCAUUAUUGACGGCCUCUGUCCCUACAACGCGUCCUGCUCUAUGAAGAACCUCUCGUGUCGAUACCUGGACCAUUUGGAUAAUCAUACGGUGAAGGAGUAUUAUGCGAACCUCACGGACGCGCUGAAGGCGGUGGAAGAUGGCGAGGCAUGGGGCGCGCUCUACUUCAACGAGAACUAUACUGACUCACUCGUCGCGAGAUUGGCUUUAGCGGACACAGCUGACAACGAAACCAUAACGUCUUCGGAAGUACAAGUGUGGCUCGACAUGUCCAACCAGCAGAUAGGACUCAUGCUCAACAGAGACAUACAGUUCUCAUACCGAGACUUCGCCAAGGAUCUGCUAGAGACGUGUCACUACAACCCUAAGCUUGGCGACAUCCCCAUCGACUUCAUGGACCCCAUCUACGGCAACAAGAACCCCUCGUUCACAGACUUCGUCGCGCCUGGAGUUAUCUUGACCAUCGUAUUCUUCUUAGCCGUCGCCCUGACUUCCUCUGCCCUCAUAGUAGAACGUAUGGAGGGUCUCCUGGACAGGUCCUGGGUGGCGGGGGUGUCCCCCGGGGAGAUCCUGUUCUCCCACGUCGUCACCCAGUUCGUGGUCAUGUGCGGGCAGACCGCGCUGGUCCUGAUCUUCAUGAUCAUCGUCUUCGAAGUCAAGAAUAAUGGAAACAUCAUGUUUGUUAUCAUGCUGACGUUGCUGCAAGGUCUGUGCGGCAUGUGCUUCGGCUUCGUGAUAUCAGCUGCCUGCGAGCUGGAGCGUAACGCCAUCCAGCUGGCUCUGGGCUCCUUCUACCCCACACUCCUGCUGAGUGGGGUCAUCUGGCCCAUCGAGGGCAUGCCGUGGGUCCUGCGCUACGUGUCCCUCUGCCUGCCCCUGACCCUCGCCACCAACUCCCUCCGAUCUAUCCUGACCAGAGGCUGGCCCAUCACUGACCCAGAGGUCUACAUGGGCUUCGUGUCAACUCUCGCUUGGAUAGCCCUGUUCUUAGUCGUCACGCUCACCAUCCUGAGGUUCAAGAGGAAUUAGGUUGCCAUCGCCGGUCGACUGGUUGUAUCCGUCCACUUGUGUUUUCUUAUGAGUAAAUAUCUGCGAUAUUCUAUCGUCUAGUAAAGUUACGAUAGAAAGUAUUAAAAUUUAAUCACCUUGCUUAGUCAAGACUCUGAGAUACAUAGCAAAAUUUUAUUUGCAUUUACUUGCAAAAAUAUGAAAAUCAUAAAAAAAUGGACACCUAACUUUUGUAAAUUAAAAUCGCUAAAAUAUUAAGUUUUGUAAAUUCAUAUCCGUAUUUAUUCAUAGGAGAAUACAAACAUAUCCAGGAUUGCUCAUAAAACACUUAAUAUAACAAUAUUUUUGAUGUUAAUGACAAUUACCAACGAUGUAUGAAAUAAAGCAUACUAAGAAAUGCUCAAAACUAUAAUAUACGCUGAGUCGGUUAAACUUAGAUUAUUUAUGGGUUUCAGUGCAAAAGUGACCGAACAAAACGUAUUUAAUAAAAACCUAAGAAUAAUAUAUCAAUUGGAUAAUAAUAAUUUACAUUUAAAAUAUUUUUGCUCUGACACCCGUUUCAAACUUUUGCUCAAAAACGAACAAACUGUUUUUAUAACUUAGUUCUUAUUGACUGUUAGUCACGAUGUAAAUAGUAGCCUAUAUUUAUACGUUAGUGUCAAGAUGUACGUGUAGGGUUAACGGGAAUGUUAGCAAUAAUGAUUGGUCCAACGCUUUUUAGGGUUAAAUGUGCUUUUGUUUUUAUUUCAGGACUUUAAACUUACAAUACAGUGGUAUAAUACGUUUUUCAUUUGAUUCAUUACUUAAACAAUUCAAAGUAAUGACAUUUUUUUUUUCAUGGCAGCACCAGUAUUCUCAAUAAAUUUAAUGUAUUCAAUCCUAAGAUAAAAACAGGAGCACUUCGCUAUCAUCGGUAAGGGACAUUAUAUGUAAGAUUUUAACAUUCAAUGUUGAAAAUACCUGAUAAAUGAGUUACCAUAGAAUAAGAUGGUGCCAUAAACAAUAAUGGUGUAUAAGAAACUUUCAAAAACCCUUUUAUUGGUCCCGAAAUUAACUGAUUUUGACUUUAAUUAUUUUGUAACUAGCAUUUUGUCUUUUCUCUAUUUGACAAGUGUGUGAAUAAUUAAAUGUAAUAGAGGAAUUAUAAAAUGAUAAUUAUGAAGUGAAGAGCAGCGCCAUCUUGUUUUUGAACGGCAACCCCAAACUUUAUGGUAUCGAAAUCUAUUGUAAUCAAUGGUCGCAUGUUUUGUAGAUGUAGUGAUGUACAGAUAAUUAGGUAAUAUGGAAAGUAGACUUGGUAGAUAAAAUAGAAUAUAAGUUAUACGUGGCGUUUUGUAUAAAAUAUUACCUUUUUUAUAAUAACGGUCAAGAUGUCGCUUUAGCAAAUAAACAUCGAAUAGUUGUGUAAAUCGAUCGAUAGGUGUCGUGGCGAUGUGUCGAUUGUGUGUAGAAUAAAUUAAUUGUAUCUUAGAAGUGUCAGACUGUGAUUAUUUUUGCUAACAUUGACAUUUUUGUAAUGACAACUAUACAAUAAAUACUGUACCAAAUAAA
This is a messenger RNA of Trichoplusia ni (cabbage looper), 4561 nucleotides long. It is a transcript of the gene snu, whose product is annotated as ABC transporter G family member 20. The record is from RefSeq and is a predicted model, not a curated record. The transcript has 17 exons. Gene Ontology annotation, biological process: transmembrane transport. The coding region runs from base 611 to 3031 and encodes 806 amino acids. Gene Ontology annotation, cellular component: membrane; ATP-binding cassette (ABC) transporter complex. Gene Ontology annotation, molecular function: ATP binding; ATP hydrolysis activity; ABC-type transporter activity. Lineage: Eukaryota; Metazoa; Arthropoda; Insecta; Lepidoptera; Noctuidae.